This is a messenger RNA of Heterobasidion irregulare TC 32-1, 228 nucleotides long. RefSeq lists its product as uncharacterized. NCBI's taxonomy places the organism in Eukaryota, Fungi, Basidiomycota, Agaricomycetes, Russulales, Bondarzewiaceae. The record is from RefSeq and is a predicted model, not a curated record. The coding region runs from base 1 to 228 and encodes 75 amino acids. The transcript has 3 exons.
AUGUCUCAGAACGACUCCGCUGUCCUCUUGAACAAUCACCUCCAAUCGACCAAACAAGUCCAUCUGCUGCAAUGGCGCUUCGACCAGGUUGGGCCUUUGGACCAUGUUAUUCAUCACGCCAUCGCCUACCUCGGUGGCCGAGAGAUCGGUCGAGGCCAUGGCAAUACUCGUAAUGAAGCCAAACGAAAUGCCUGUGCGAUUGCUCUGCAGACACUCGGUGCAGCCUGA